GUGAACUGAUUCCAAAUAAUUUGGUACUUGAGUUGGUGAAAGCUGAAAUGAAUAAACACCAAGAUGCGAAAGCAUUCUUUCUCGAAGGUUUCCCACGUGAAGCACGUCAAGUGGAAGAUUUUGAGCGUCAAGUAAGGCCGGUAAACAUGGCGAUGAUUCUUGACUAUGAUGAAGCAACAUUACGAAAACACAUGAAAGGUCGUGGAUUAGGUACAGAAAUUAUUGAUGCAAAAAUCCGAGAAUUCAAAUUAAAAACAUUACCAAGCGCCAAAUAUUUUGAUGACCAACGAUUGCUACACUUGAUUCCUGGAGAGCAAACAGAUCAGUGGAUUUUUGAACGCAUGAAAUUAUUAAUUCAACGUGCAAUGGAACUUGGGGUUCCAGUGACUACCUCUAAAGUAGCUUCAAGAGUAGCUUCGAGAUCAGAAUCACCUUUACAACGACCAGAUGUGGUACUUUUAAAUUAUUCCAUCUUAAAAAUACUACAGUGUGAAAUAUUUUUAUUGAAGACACUUACAAAAAUUUUAAUUGAAAGUAUUUCUUUUUUAAAAUUGUUAAAUACGCCUAAAAUAAAAAAAUUAUCAAAAUUUCAUUACAAUUUAUGUGAUAACCUAAUUAUUGCUAAAUUUCGGAAAUGCUGCUAACU
Messenger RNA from Thelazia callipaeda (thelaziosis nematode), 646 nucleotides. The record is from the annotation of a GenBank genome assembly. NCBI's taxonomy places the organism in Eukaryota, Metazoa, Nematoda, Chromadorea, Rhabditida, Thelaziidae.